Pomacea canaliculata is the source of this 2808-nucleotide messenger RNA. RefSeq names its product thyrotropin-releasing hormone receptor-like. Bases 1402 to 2559 code for a protein of 385 amino acids. Gene Ontology annotation, molecular function: G protein-coupled receptor activity. Gene Ontology annotation, cellular component: plasma membrane. Lineage: Eukaryota; Metazoa; Mollusca; Gastropoda; Architaenioglossa; Ampullariidae. The record is from RefSeq and is a predicted model, not a curated record. The transcript is spliced from 3 exons. Gene Ontology annotation, biological process: G protein-coupled receptor signaling pathway.
ACACGAAGACGACAUCGCAUCCACUUGAUGAAAUUGGGAUAGACAAGGCUGACGAAGGUAUCAAACAGAUCGCAAGCGCGUGGAGCCCAUCGCUAAUCGUCAAGUUUGGAUGUUGACUAAACAGCAUCCCUUGGACUUGUGACUUCUAAUCUUUACACUUCGAUUAUUUGUGAUCAGGAAACUCGACCGCCCUCGGCUGUCAAAAAUUGAUGGGAUGAGGUGGGUUUCAGUCUGUCACAGCUGACAUGUUGCUGCUGCUGUCGGUGAUGGGUGACUGAGCUGUCAGCUGCUGUGAGGCAUCCUGUGGCCCAUCAUGGCUUCCCUCCUCUCCUCCUCACGCCUGAUGUCACUUCAGCCACAAAAACGGAAGAAUAUUUACUGUAAAACAAAAUAUUUCACAAUUUAUUCCUUUAGACGACACCGAGUCCAUAGUAGGUAGAAAUAUUUUCUCAGACCGCCAUCACUGGUUAGUGUCAUCAAGGACACUUUAGGAGAAACUGUUGCUGGUUGUUAGAGGUUACAUACCUUGUAGUCACUUCACCCCCCGAGAUGAGAUUACAACUAUCCACACAAUUCUCACCUGCACUGGAGUCAAGACUCGUGUACUGUCAGUGCGUGAGCCUGCAAUGACCUUUGACUCCACGUCUCCGCCCUCGACACGUGGAGGCUGGAUGUAAGUGUGAAGGAGGUUGACGACAAGAUGAUGUUUCUACACUGACGACGCUGGCUGAUACACGCAACUAAUUACCAUCACACGGGGCCGUGGACACAAAACUUAGUGUAAAGAAAGUUGUAUUCAAAAUAAUAGUUGCAGCACUGCUGGAGAUACAGUAAUGAUGUUAAUCUGACAACGAAAGUAAUUCUUGUUUGUGUGCGUGCACGACACUUGGGGAGACAAGUUCAAAAGAGUACAUUCCUUGAUACCAGUUCCUACAGUUGAAGAACUUUAGUCCAGCCUCAGUCUCACAAGACCGGGUGGAGGGUGGUGUCAGUAUUGACUUGGACAUGAGAUGGACCUCAGGGUGCGAGGGUGGCAUUGACUGGACUUCAUGCGACUACACAAGUCGGAGGACACUAACGGCUCCAACAGGUCUGACCCCGCCUCCAGUCCGCCGGUCACUUCUGUGAUGAAUGCUCUUUCACGGUAAUUACCAGGGUCCUGGCCAUUUCCACCUUCGACUGUUUCUCUGGCCUCGCAUGCUAUUGAAGUACUGGUCACAGAACAACAGACAGAGACCAUUGUGAUGCUUUGAUACCUCCGACAUUUCCUCGCCAGACAAGUGUCUUCCACCUUCAGGUCACAAAGCAAGUGGUAAAAGAAUACGCCUACCUGAUAACUAGCUGGCUGGCUGUCUGGACGGCUGCUUGACGUUAGUCUUCAAGACAAAGACUCUGUACAAGAUGGAUCUUAUGGACUUUCGCCGCAUCAACGGCACAUCCGGGGAUCUGACGUCACAGCCCAUGCACAUGCUGAUGCCAGGCGGACAGGGCGACAACGACACUGCGGAAAUGACGUACUUCGAUCCCGACAGAAGCUCCGCCUACGUCUUCUCGCGCCGCGUGCAGACGGUGGUCAUCCCCUUCAUCUGCGUGCUGGGCGUGGUGGGCAACGUGCUGGCCAUCGGCACCUUCCUCAGCACCAGCCUGCGCACCACCUCCUGCUGCUUGUACCUGGCCGCCAAGUCCUUCUUCGACAUCGGCUUCCUGCUGUCGCUGUCCGUAAUGUGGCUGUACCAGCUGAGGGUGCCGCUGCUAACAACGACCGGCGUGUGUCAGGUCACCGUGUACCUGACCUACGUGUGCGGGUGCUUGUCGGUGUGGUUCGUGGUGCUCAUCACCUUGGAGAACUUUGUCCGCUUCACCCGACCCCGGAUGGUUCCCAGGCACUGCACGGUGUUCCGCGCUCGGCGCCUGAUACCCGCAAUGACCAUCUUCGCGGCCGUACUGUACAACUUUUCCCUGUGGACCACGGGGGUAGUUGUCGCUCCUGACGGCACUCUCCACUGCACCAGCCUCCUGGAGUUCGAGAACAUCGUCACCGUCUUGACCUUGAUCGACACGGCCUUGACCCUGGUCUUGCCGUCCUUGAUCAUGAUCUUUCUCAUCUUGGCUAUCGUGGUCAAGGUGGUGGAAUCGUUCAAGCGCAAGAAGCGCCUGAGGUCCGUCGUGCAGCGGGCCCACACCCGCAGGAGGCUGACCCCGGAGGGCAAGAUGACGACCUUCCUGUUCGCCAUCUCGGUGAUUUUCCUCCUGCUGAACACACCCACGCACGCCAUCCGCCUCAAAAUGAUGAUUGAGCUGUACCUGCAGGGCACCGCCCCCUCCUACAAUGACUGGAUUCUCCAAAGGUUCUUUGAGGUGCUUUUCUACCUGAACUUCUCCACCAACUGCCUGGUGUACAUGGUCUUCGGCGAGAACUUUCGCCACGUCUUCCUCGCCAGGUACCUGGACAGGUGUCUUCAUAAAGGCAACAUCCACAACGAGGAAAGCGAUGUGUCGCCGAUACUCCUGCACCGACGCACCCAUGCCGAGGAGCCGUCUCUGGCAACGGACAUCUAACGAUGACGUCAUUUAGUCUCCCGUAGAGGGUUCGAUUCUCUCGGUCUUACAGCAGCCACAACUCUCCACCGAGGGCUUAAGUAGUGAUUUACCUUUGACCCGGAGAGUCAUCAGACAUCCAAUAGUUUCACCAAACUGCUUCGUAGUGCAUCUUUCGCUUUUUCUUAUCAUGUGUGCGAAGGCGUUUUCAGACGGGAAACAAGUCAACUCGACACAAUACAGAAAAAUAUGAACCGACAACUUGCAUGG